AAAUGGAAGGAUGCUAUCCUCCCCAAGAUGGUGCUACUGUGGAGGGCUUGUUGUUUGGUCCACUGCUUAACGUUGUGUUCUUUAGCAGUAUAUUCCAUGAAUGUCUCUGAGAAAUGCACGCAGGACACCAAGACUUUUCUCUCAGAGCUAAACAAGGACCUGCCCAGUGAAUAUGCUGCUUUAAUGUAUGAUGCCUUUGGGAAGAUGGGUAGUGAUGUGGUGGGGGGCAACGUGAACAGGCCUGGGUCUCUCCAGGAGUGUCUGUCUGUCCAGGGUCCCUCCUUUACUGGACAGUACUGCCAGGUCUUCCUCAAACAAGACCCAAUCCAGUACUUUGUUGGAAUAUGUGUUCCUGAUUCCUGUGUGGAAGAAGAGGUUCAGACACUAGUUGUUUACGAGACCUUCCAGCAGGCCAGGACCUCCCUGAUCCCUCCAGUACCGUCCACCCUACUGGCCCAGUCCACUCAGGGCCUGUUCAUGACCCAGUGUCUAACUCAUACUGGUGCUCCAGACCUGUCUGCUGUCACCUGCCUGUUUGUGUGUUGUGCGUUGGUGGCCGUCCCCUUGACUGCAACCCUGUUCGUGGCCAUAGUGAGAUGGCAGAGAAACAGAGAGGUCGGCCCUGGAGUGGAGUCUUCUUCUCUGAAAACCAGGGACCCAAACCUCUAUGGGACGCUGCUGUCUAAUGGCACGUCCAGUAACAACAGCUGCUCUGGACAACUGGACAGUCAGAUGGAGCACUACACAGAGGAGGAAGUAGAGGAGGAGGAAGUGAAGGAGGGGGGCAGUAAGAAGAGUUGUAUGUACUCGUGGCUCCAGGCCUUCUCCUUCCAGGCCUGCAGCCAGGAGGUCCUCUCUACAGCUAGCCCAGGUGGAGGCUACUCCUCCCUGAAUGGAAUCCGCAUCUUUAGCCUUCUAUGGAUAAUCUGUGGACACACUGUCCAGCUCAGCGCCUGGAACAACCUAGAUAAUGAAAAGAGAUGGAAAGCGACAGUGGAGAAAAACCCUCUGCAUGUGUUUGGCUUCAGUGGCCCUGUUUAUCUGGCUGUGGAUACCUUUCUGCUCCUAGGAGGUCUUUUGAGUGCAAGGUCCCUGCUGGGGUCCAUUCAGAGAGCGGAGGACAAACUGAGUCCAGGUCUGGUCGCCAACUUCCUCUUCAAGAGGUUUAAAAGAGUCCAGCCGCUGCACCUCUUCAUCGUGUGUCUCGCUAUCGGCCUCUUCUCCGUGGUCCAGAGAGGUGCAUUCUGGUUCAUCGCCGAAGAUGAGAUCAUCAACUGUAAAAAGUACUGGUGGUCCAACCUGCUACUGGUCAACAACCUCUUCACCAUCACUGACAUAUGUGCUCCAUGGACCUGGUAUCUGUCCCUGGAUUUCCAGUUCUAUGCAACAACCCCCCUGCUCAUCUACCUCUAUAGGCUGAACAAAGGAGUUCUGGUUGGUGUGGCUUCAGCUCUGCUGUUUCUGUCCAGUCUGACUAGCGCUGUUCUCACUGCCCUACUGCACCUCCCAGUUCACCAGCCUACCACACUAAAAUAUGAAAACUACUUCCAGUAUUACUACAAUAAACCCUACACCAGAUACGGGCCCUACCUGAUCGGGAUCCUGGCAGGGAUAAGCAUGACAACUAAGAAAGGCCACCUUUUAAAACAUCAGUGGCAGGCUGCAGUAGGUUGGUUCUGCUGCCUGUCAGUCAUGGCGAUAUUGGUAGGAUUGGCCUAUGUCCUCCGGGAUGUCCCACCCCAGCCGUCCGCGCCUCACGCCCUCUACCAGGGGAUCCAUCGCUCCCUCUGGGCCCUGGCCGUGGCCUGGAUCAUACUGGCCUGUGAGGAGGGAUAUGGAGGAUUUGUUGAUAACCUCCUGUCACUAAAUCUGUGGGUUCCUCUGUCCAACAUCAGCUUUGCCUGCUACCUGAUCCAUCCUGUUCUUAUUAUACUAUACAACGGCAAACAGGAGACUCCUAUACACUACACAGACAUGAACUUUUUCUAUCUGUUCCUGGGUCACAUGAUUCUGACGGUGGUGAUUGGCUAUGUGCUGACCGUGUUGGUGGAGAAGCCCUACCUCUUCCUCAGGGGCAGUAAGACUUAAGGACACGACCCCCUCGACCCUCCUCCUCUGGGACAUGACCCCUAGACCCUCCUCUGUACGACAUGACCCCUAGACCCUCCUCCUCUACGACAUGACCUCUAGACCCUCCUCCUCUACGACAUGACACCUAGACCCUCCUCCCUACGACAUGACCCCUCCUCCCACGACAUAACCACUAGACCCUCCUCUGUACGACAUGACCAUUAGACCCUCCUCCUCUACGACAUGACCACUAGACCCUCCUCCCUACGACAUGACCCCUACGACAGGACCCCCUAGACCCUCCUCCUCUACAACACUCCUGUAGAUCUGAAAGGAUUGGAUAGCUGUGAGCAGUAUGGCCAUAAAUGAAAGGAAUGAUGUAUGGGCUGAUUUAUAAAGAUGACUGUAUUCAUUGUAAGAUGGAAGAUGUGCGGUGUAAAUGAUUGUAUAAUUUGCCAUGUAUAAAAACUCAAACAUAAA
Molecule: messenger RNA, 2550 nt
Organism: Oncorhynchus gorbuscha (pink salmon)
Lineage: Eukaryota; Metazoa; Chordata; Actinopteri; Salmoniformes; Salmonidae
Gene: oacyl
Product: O-acyltransferase like
Exons: 15
Coding region: 28-2088 (686 amino acids)
Molecular function (GO): acyltransferase activity, transferring groups other than amino-acyl groups
Source: RefSeq, a predicted model, not a curated record